GUUUAGCGCCAGUUUAGAUUUUUUUCCCCUCGCCCCGUCGGACUGUUGCACCAAAAGUUAUAUUAAAAUGUAUUGUUUUUUUAAACUAUAACUUUUGCAUUACAAACGUCAUUUGUAAUGUUUGUUAUCGGAAAACAAACAACAUAUUGACAGAUUGGAUUAAGUUGUAAACCCCAUCAAAGGUGCUUUAGAGCCAUCGAAAGACACAACGCUGUAACACCUGAGGUCCCUAGCUCAUCUGAAAUCAGCACCACUGCAAACAUCUCCAAAAUGGACAGUGAGGAUGACCUGGACAUGUUGACGGCGCUGCUGGCUGAGAGUGAGGGAGUGGAAGAAGCACAGGCCACUCAUGAGCAGGCAGGCGACGACUUGGACGGACUGUUUGACGCAGACAACAAUGAGGAGUUUGACGAGGGCGUCGAGGAAGAAGGGCCCGAUGUGGGGACGGAGGAGGCCGUGUCGGAGCUCUUCGGGGAGGUGGAUGACAUUGAAAAUGAAGAGAAGGAAGCUAAAAUAAAAGAAAGUGUUGGAGAAGCCUGCGAGAGCUUGAACAGGUCCAGGGAGGAUUUACAAGACGAGCUGAGGCGCAUGCAGGAGCAGAUGCAGCGGUUGCAGCAGCAGCUUGAGGCAAGCCAGAAAGUUUCCCCCUCGUCUUCCGCUCCGGUCCAGACUGCAGGGAGCUCGUCUGGUCCCAAACCAAAGACAACCAAACUGACGCCCCCUCGGCCGCCGACCUUCAAACAGACCUCAGCUAAACCGGCUUCUACCACACAGAAGGCCAGGACACCAGCAGCAGCAAAAUCUUCAUCAACUCCAGUCAGGCAAGGAGCUCUGAAGGCCAAGGAGUCCUCUGAUUUUUCGGAUAUGCUGAACAAUGCCGAUUCCUUCAAACGUAAACCGAGAGUAGCUCACCAUACCAAACCCAACACACCUCCAGAAGACCGAGGUCCACUGAUGGAGAUAAAGAUUGGAGGAACCUUCCUGCCAGUGGAAGCAGCCUCUCAAAGCAGAGCUGCUCCAGCUGCAUCAACAGGAACGCCUAAACAUUCUUCUCUUCCUCCCCUCCCCAAAGAUGUGGGUGUUGAGAAAUACUCAGGACUGCGGCUCAGAAAACCACGCGUCUCGUCAUGCGAGAUGGACCGCAAGAUGGCCGACCGGCGUCUGAUCCGUCUGUCACAGGUGCCGGAGCGGUUGGCUCGAGAGAAGCUGGAGGACAGUGACUGGGUGACCUUUGCUGUGCUGGUCAACAAGGUUACACCACAAAGCAACAGCAGUGGCAAAACCUUCAGCAUCUGGAAGCUGAGCGACCUCCAUAACCUGGAAGUGUUUGUGUCUCUGCUGCUGUUUGGUGAAGUCCACAAAGAGCACUGGAAGACGGAGCCGGGCACCGUCCUCGGUCUCCUCAACCCGAACCCCAUGAAGCAGAAGGAGGGGUACGACGGGGUGAGCCUGACCGUGGAUCACCCACAGAAGCUGCUGCUGAUGGGUGAAGCUCAGGACUACGGCAACUGCCAGGCCAUGAAGAAGAACGGAGACCCCUGCUCUCAGAUUGUCAACAUGUUCGAAUGCCAGUACUGUCAGUAUCACGUCAAGGCCCAGUACAAACAGAUGAGCUCGAAGAGGUCCGAGCUGCAGUCCGCGUUUUCCGGCAAAGCUCCCAACAAGUUCAAGGCGAAGGGCAGCAACCUGCGGGAGCGCCUGUGUCAGGACGGCUUCUACUACGGCGGCGUGUCGUCGGCCGCCUGCGCCACGUCCCUAUCGGUGGGCAAACCCAACAAACCCGUCCAGAAGACACUGGACAAGCUGUUUGUGAAGGGCUCCGCUCAGCAUGUCAGUCAGGCCAAGAGGCUGGCCAUGCGGUCCGGUGAAGUUGCAGGUUGUUCAAAUGAAUUUAAGAGCUUGAUGUCGGCGCCGACUCCCGGAGCUCUGCAGCUGAAGAAGCACUUGGUACAGGGUGGCCAAUCAGUCUCCAAAGAUGCAAGUCCAGUUCAGUCGAUCACAGCCUCGGACCUGCUGAAGCAGCAGAAACAGAUGCAGCGGGAGUUUCUGCUGAAUCGGCGGCGGAGGGCAGACGACGUCCAGAAGGGGGCGCUGCCGCACUCAGCUGGUCCCAGCCCCAACACGCCGUCCUCCUCGAUGGGCCGGGAGGCUCUGAUGUCCCCAAAAGCAGCCGCCGAGGUCCCAAGAGCCACGCAGAGCCCCGCGGCCCCCCACGGCCCCACCCUGGGCCGAGGCUUCUCCGAGGGUGAAGACAUCCUCUUCUUCGAGAACAGCGCUCCGCCGCCGCCGCCUGCCCCCGCCGCGCUCAGCCUAUCGGGCGCCAAGCUGACCGCUCUGAAGAAGCUGAAAGCUAAAGGGACGGGGCUCGAAAAGGAAGACCCCAACGCUGUGAAGAGAAAGAGGAGUACCGACGGCAAGAUCAACGCCCGGGUCGAGAAGAAUCUCACCUCUCCCAAUGGCGGACAGUCCGGUAACGACGAAGAGGAACCGGCGCUGAAGAGGAAGCGAGAACAGCUGCGCUACAUCCAGUCAGAGGAGUUUCAGAAGAUCCUCAACGCCAAGUCCCGCCACGACGCCGCACUGCAGGCGGCAGAGUACCAGCUGCAGGAGAGCUACUUCGAUCCGCGUGUGAAGAAGGAGCAGAUGGAGGAGAAGAUGAAGGCCAUCAGAGAGAUGAAGUGUCGUGCUGUUACUUGUAAAAAGUGCAGUUACACCUACUUCAAGCCGGCAGACCGUUGUGUGGAGGAGAAUCAUAACCUGCGGUGGCACGAUGCCACCAAACGUUUCUUCAAAUGUCCCUGUGGACAGAGGGCCAUCGCGCUGGACCGACUGCCCAACAAAACCUGCGGUAACUGCGGCCUGUUUAAAUGGGAGCGCGAUGGGAUGCUGCAGGAGAAAAAGGGACCAAAGAUCGCCGGGGAGCUCCUGCAGCCUCGAGGAGAGGAGCACGGCAAGUUCCUCAACAGCAUGAAGUGACGGCCCCAGGAUUUUUAAGUCUGUAAUUUGUCUCUGUAGCAAUUUCGUGUUUGUAUUAAUUAUGAUUUUAAAUUUUAAAUUCGUUUUUAAAUGGAUGUGCUUUAAAGACGAUAAUUAAA
Molecule: messenger RNA, 3095 nt
Organism: Pungitius pungitius (ninespine stickleback)
Lineage: Eukaryota; Metazoa; Chordata; Actinopteri; Perciformes; Gasterosteidae
Gene: mcm10
Product: minichromosome maintenance 10 replication initiation factor
Exons: 18
Coding region: 271-2976 (901 amino acids)
Biological process (GO): DNA replication; DNA replication initiation
Cellular component (GO): nuclear replication fork; nucleus
Molecular function (GO): single-stranded DNA binding; DNA replication origin binding
Source: RefSeq, a predicted model, not a curated record